CAAAGCGGUCACAGCAGGCCGGAGCUCAAGCCGCGAGCGAAGGGCCAUGAAGAAGGCUCGACGAACAACGUCAAGUGAGGAUCUUCAUGUCACGCCCACUCUUCUUACAUGGGUUGUAUCCGCGGGCGUCGUGGUACUUUUCAGCGCAUUGAGCUUCAGCGCAGGAUACAGCGUCGGCAAGGAAGCUGGGAGAAUUGAAGCUUCGACUCUCGCAGCAGAUGAUCAGCUACGUUCGUGUGCUCGAGAGGCCGGCCGUUCCUCACUUGGACUGAAGCGAUCUCUGGCAAGGAGCGCAAUUCAGGUUUGAUUUUACAAUGAUAUGGCAGGCAGAAGCAUUUCUUUUAAGGCGAAAUGCAUUGCGAUGGUGUUUUACGAGAGAUGAUAUCAACUGAUGACGAUCUGGAAAAUGAACGCAACGACGACUAUUUAUUGAGAUGGAGGUCGAUGGACCCGAGGACGAUAUACCACACGAGCUCACAUAGCAUUUUCUCUUUUUCCUACUAUUCAUUCACAUGUGGUGGCGUUUCACUGAGUAGUGGUGUCGGCGGAGGAGUUUCUAAACAAAGAUGGCCUGUGGACGAGAGGACGAUUGGGAAGAAGGAAGGGCGGGGCGAUUCAUCCGAAGGAGAAAACGCCAGCAUAAUUUAUCCCUCACUCAAAUCAUUUUUAUGGCAGGGCGUGCUAGAAGGUCAAGCACGAUCGAUGGCAUGCAUAGCUAGAGUCUGACUAGCACCUUUUGUUUUUUUCAUCUCACUAAAUGUAAUGCAAGACUCAAUCGAUCUCUC
Molecule: messenger RNA, 785 nt
Organism: Pseudocercospora fijiensis CIRAD86
Lineage: Eukaryota; Fungi; Ascomycota; Dothideomycetes; Mycosphaerellales; Mycosphaerellaceae
Exons: 1
Coding region: 352-726 (124 amino acids)
Source: RefSeq, a predicted model, not a curated record